GCUGUGACACGAAAAAGAUAACGAACUCCUCGAGCUCUCAUGAGCGUGUGACAAAAUUUCACAUUGCUUGUUAUAUAUAUCCUAUACCUUACUGUAUCGAGAUUGUGUAUAUGAGCAGUUUUAUUUAGUGUUUAAUCAACAGGUAAAAGUAGGUAUUGUAUGAGUACCUUGUGAGGGGAAUGUCACUAGAAUGGACACGGGCACCGAUUUAGUAACCUUGAUCUAAAUAAACCACGUGUUGGUUAUUUUGCCGUGGAGAUACACUGGAAGUUCAAGAAAUUAAUUAUUGUUUAAAAUAAUUCAAAACCAAGAAUCGUUAUUAUGUUACAUUUCUUUUUAUAUCGUUGAAUGUUUUUUGAUGUGUAUUACGUUCAAAACUGAUGAAAUUAAUCAUCAAAUUGUAAAAUGGCUUAUUAUCCUACAGCUAACAAAUUAUGUAUAAGAUAAUUUCAUCUUAUGAUCAAGAAAAGAAAAUUCACCAAGCAUGAUUCAAUGUUCAUAAAUUCCAUGUUGACAGUUUUCCAAGAUAAGACUGAUAGGAAUGUAUAAUUACAGAUUAUUACCUUAACUAUAAAAUGUAUCGUAAUUGUUUCAAAUUAAGGUCCACGUUUUUUAUGGGAUUUGGAAUUGGUUUCAUUUGUACGUUAUUUGUGUUUAUUUCUCAUGAUCUAUUUAGUAUUAUAUCCACUUGUGAAAGCACUUUGCAAAGCUCUAGUAUUGGAAGGAAAAGUACUCUCCUUAAGUGGCUCACUGAUACAUGGAACAGUGAAGAGAUCAUUAUUCAAGCCUGGAAAAAUGAAACAUUUGGAGGAAAACAUACCUACAAUAUGUGGUUGAAAAAUAAGAAUGUAAGAAUUAAUAACAUUGAUAUGGAUUCCUACCUUUAUGGACACAAAAAACAGGAAAAAUUGGAAUCCGAUUGGCUGAGCUCCAAUGUUCAAAUUACUUGUGUUGUUUUUGUGAAAAAAAUGAAGCUAGCAAACUCUAUUUGGAACACAUGGGGAAAACAUUGUAACAAUAUUUAUUUUUUUGGUCAAGAGAAAGAUUCUGUGGUGCCUAUAAUAACUUUUGAAAUGAAAUUUGUAUCCUCGUUUCAACUUCUGUGCGAAGCACUAAAUUAUGUUUGGAAAGACAACAAAAGUUUGGAGUGGCUUAUCUUGGUGAAAGAUGAUACAUUAGUUAUUCCUGAGAAUCUACGAUACAUGCUUGCUCCACUGAAUCACACGGAAGAUCAUUAUUUAGGUCAUGCAGUUGUAUUGUGGGGGCAACCAUAUAACGUUGCGAAUGCAGGAUAUGUGAUAAGUUUGGGAGUUCUCAGAAAACUAAUUAACAUGUUUGAUAAUUCUGAAAAGUGUAUAGCUGGUGGUAAAUAUUGGAAACAAGAGGAUUAUUAUCUUGCUAAACACUUAGCAUCUAUGGGAAUUUAUCCUUCUGAUACAAGAGAUCAAUAUUUACGGGGUACAUUCCAUGGGUAUUCUUUACAGUCAUUGUUAUGGGGUGUUGUUAAAACUGGAAGUUAUUGGACUCGUGCUGUGUAUCCAAUACAAAAUGAGUGUUGCUCCUUUAGGUCUGUUACUUUUAAUGUUGGAGAAUCCGAUAAAAUGCAUACACUGCAUUAUCUAUUAUAUAACUUGCAUGUCCUGAAGGAGGAAGGUAUUUUUGGAACUAGAAAACCACCAACAAUUAUACCUGAUGAAGAUGUAUGGAAGAUUGCAUUGAAAGAAGAAUUUAAUAUUACAGAUUUGCAUAAUAUUUCUACCGAUGCUUAUUACGAGAUUUGGCAUUCAAAAUAUUCCGAACCUGAGCAGCUAAUGAUGAAGAAUCAUCGGCAAAAAGUUUUAGAUAUAUGACAUCUAUUUCAUUCCUUCAUAACAUUUAGACUGCCUUUUAGCUGCAUUUUUAAUAUAUUAUUUUUUUUAAUAAUUGUUAUAAUGUUAUUUCUAUAACGAAGUUUAACGGCUGUUAUAGUUAUUGUUCAUAUAUUAUUUUUCCAUGUAUUUUUUCGAUAUACACGUAUUGUGUUUGUACGCUUAAUAAUCUACAUUGAUAUGAGUGCGGUAACAGUGGAAUGGUAGUUUGAUAACUAUUUCCCUUGUUAUGCCAUUGCUGCCUUAUCUGACUAAUUAGAGACCUAUUAAUUCUUAAUGGCCGUGAUAAUCAAAUCACAUUUCCAGGCGUAAAUGUGUUUCACAAAUGUAGAACACUAUCUUUUUAGCGCAUACAACUUAAAUGAUCUAUUCUUUGAUGAUAGAGACACACAUAUCACGAGUUUAAAGUCCUACCUGUGAAUUAACAUUUAUAGUACCUGAUAUAUUGCACAUAUGCUUUUAUAUACAACUAUUUUUAUAAUGAAUUCUACAUACGAGAAUUUGUAUGUAAUAUACUCUAAUCUAUGACAAUAAAUAUUUAAUUUUCCAGAAGUAACAAUUUUCGUUUAUCGUUCAACACCAUUUGUUUACACCCAAUUC
This is a messenger RNA of Nomia melanderi (Alkali bee), 2468 nucleotides long. RefSeq names its product C1GALT1-specific chaperone 1. Gene Ontology annotation, molecular function: N-acetylgalactosaminide beta-1,3-galactosyltransferase activity. The record is from RefSeq and is a predicted model, not a curated record. Gene Ontology annotation, cellular component: membrane. NCBI's taxonomy places the organism in Eukaryota, Metazoa, Arthropoda, Insecta, Hymenoptera, Halictidae.